GUACGUUCUACAUUCUGAUCCGAGGAUCAGCUGGAGGCAGCAAUAAACAAGCGGAAUCUGCAGCGCAAAAAAACAAAAUAAUAACUAGAUCAAGAAGAUAAGCUGCAGAUGUUAUCAUCGGAAACACCAGUGUUUGACACGAAGCCCUUCUUCUGAGAAGAAAGCCUUAUUAUUUUAUUAUCAUGCUGUUUUAACUACCUCACGAAAAAAGGCUAUCUAAAGCUAUGCUUUAAUAAUCGUUUCUACUGUGUGUGAUCUCGUUUACAACUUGAAUAAUAUUGCAAAGGCAGGCCUUUGCUGCAAACCAAGUGAAACCUUACAUUUGCACUACAGAAGUCUGUCUACUUAUUUUUGUCAAAACUGAGACCCAUAAGAGGGCUUCAAGUAAAAACAAAAAGAGAGACAAGGAGGUACAUUAAACAGCAACAAGUAAUACCUGCAUAUAAUAAAAAAAAAAUCACAGGCAGCUACAGCUUUUUCUUUGUGGACAACAAAUCCGUAAAACGCUCAAGUCAUUAACACCCAACAACAACACAAGGAGCGAUGUUUCAGCGUCUCAGCAACCUGCUGUUUGGUGAGGUGGAAGAGGUGGCGGCUGAGCUGAAGGGCCCAAAGCCCUGUGUGACCGAGGCCGAUGAGGACGGAUGGAUGCUUGUCAACCUCCCGGAAGCUGAGUGCGUGAUGCAGGUUGGGGAUGAGAAGGGAGCCCCACAGAUUGCACAAACAUUCCAGGAUAGAUACCAAUUAAGUCAUCAGGACACACAUACAAGGACAGAUUUCCCUGCAGUUGCGAGUCUCCACUCGCCUCACAAGUGCCGUAGGACACGUAUAGUUCGGGAACAAGGUGCCGUAGCAUUAUCUGACCCCCUUUCUUGCCCCGGUAUUAGACCUUCAGAUAUGGGUGCUACCACCCCUGUGAGCCUGCCGAGACGGUCCAGGCUGUCCACGCCUUCCUCCACCCCAUCAGUCUCCCCUGGUUCUGGCAGUGAGUGUGGGGGCAGUGGGGGUAGCAGUAGGUCGGACUCAGAGAGAGGCUGCAUGGAUGAGAGCUGGUUUGUCACCCCUCCCCCCUGUUUCACUGCAGAGGGAGCCCCCGCAGAGGCCAGUCCGAUGGAGGACCUGCUCAUCGAGCACCCCAGCAUGUCUGUCUACGUGUCUCCGAACAACAUGUCCUUGGUUUCCAACAGCAACCUGUCUGUGGUGGUAGAGGAGAGCAUGGUCAGCCUGUCGAGCAGCGUGAGCCGAGUGUCCGAGCCAACUGUGGUUCCCGUGACACGCGGCUCUCUGCCCAGCAGGGUGAGCCGUGGUGCAGCUGCACAGGCUGGAGCUCUGGCCAAAGUCACCCAAGUAGCUCGAGUCCAGCGUAGCAAAGCCCGCAUUGAGAGGUGCCAUCUGGGCCGCAAUCGCAUCCAACGCCAAAACCGCACAAGGGAGCAAGUUCCUCGCCAUGCAGCUCAUGCCAGAAACACCUUCCUUCACCAGCCCAGCAAGCGUAACUUCUGCCACUAAACUCCAUAGUAACAAAGCGAUAUUGUUUACUCUGAGGGCAUUAAUAGCACACAGGCAACUCCAAAAUACCUGUAACUUAAAUGCCGUAUUGGCCCAAAUAUGUAAACGUUGGGGGGA
This is a messenger RNA of Thalassophryne amazonica, 1626 nucleotides long. RefSeq names its product tumor protein p53-inducible nuclear protein 2 (gene tp53inp2b). Gene Ontology annotation, biological process: positive regulation of DNA-templated transcription; autophagosome assembly. The record is from RefSeq and is a predicted model, not a curated record. NCBI's taxonomy places the organism in Eukaryota, Metazoa, Chordata, Actinopteri, Batrachoidiformes, Batrachoididae. The coding region runs from base 544 to 1509 and encodes 321 amino acids. The transcript is spliced from 4 exons. Gene Ontology annotation, cellular component: autophagosome; nucleus.